AUGCCAAAAGCGACAUGCACCCUCAGUGGGCUAGUCUUGCUGUGCUGCGUAGCACUGGGGCAGUUGAAUGUGGCGGCCCUUUUGGACAACAUGGACUUGAGCGGAGACGGAACCAUACAUUGGCAUGAAGUUCGUCACAGUGAAGGCUUCAAAAAGCUGCCGAAAGAUGUGCGGAAGGACUUCAAAAAAGCGUUCAAGGCGGCGGAUGUCAACAAUGACUAUGUACUAGUUCUGGAGGAGUUCAAGACGUUCUAUGCACGAACCGAACAGAUCGUGCAAGACAGGGAUCGCAUGUUGGUUGAGAGGGCUCGCCGGAACCUGCAGGAAAGAAAGAAAGGCAUACCAGACGGAGAAGCCAUGAAGUCAGAAUUGUAG
Symbiodinium necroappetens is the source of this 375-nucleotide messenger RNA. The record is from the annotation of a GenBank genome assembly. NCBI's taxonomy places the organism in Eukaryota, Dinophyceae, Suessiales, Symbiodiniaceae.